This is a messenger RNA of Musa acuminata AAA Group (dessert banana), 3588 nucleotides long. Its product is annotated as WRKY transcription factor SUSIBA2-like. Bases 2898 to 3482 code for a protein of 194 amino acids. The transcript is spliced from 5 exons. The record is from RefSeq and is a predicted model, not a curated record. Gene Ontology annotation, molecular function: sequence-specific DNA binding; DNA-binding transcription factor activity. Gene Ontology annotation, biological process: regulation of DNA-templated transcription. NCBI's taxonomy places the organism in Eukaryota, Viridiplantae, Streptophyta, Magnoliopsida, Zingiberales, Musaceae.
UUCGGCUUCGUUCGUGCUCUCCAACUCCCUUCUUCGUCUCCCGUUUGGAUUCAGAAAUGGUGGGGAUUCCGGAGCCUGCAGCCGGACAUUUCGGCAGCGGAGUAACUGACGGCGGUCCACCAGCACUCAGCUGCUGUUCGAGGGCUGCCGCUCCUGUAGCAGUGGCGGGGAGGAGGAUACGCCCAGGAGAGACCGAAGGCCGGAUCGCCCCUCGCCGGAGCGAACGGCGCGAGCUAUAAGUCGAUGUCGCCGGCUCAACUCCGGAUCGCGCGGCGCCGUGCUUUACGAUACACCCUGGGUUUAGCCCCCCCCCCCCGCUCUCCUCGAAUCCCCCAUCCUCCUUACCAACACGAAGGUGGGUGAUCUCUGUACUUGCUUCAUUUCGUCUUGUCUGCAUGUGCUGUUCGAAUCUCGCGUCUUCUUCGAUGACGUUGGUAUUUGGACACGAAAUAAAGUUGCUUUUCUUACGAACUUCUCAGUUCGUGAUCUUUUUGCUUGGCAGGAUGAAAGAUCUUUUUAUUAGGUUAUAUAAUUUUUCUUCCUCUAGUGUACAAGAAAAAGGUUUUCACUAAUCAUCUAAAUAUUCUUCAUUCGUGGAUUGACUAUUGUUCUGACGUCUGCAGUGUGAGCAUUCAUAAGAUUCUAAUCUUUCACUAUCAUGUGCUCUGAAUUGAUGUGCAUUUCGUAAUUCGAUCUUUAAUAGCUUAAUUUCUACGAAGUUUUAUAGUUUAUCCUUUUCAUUCGUGAGUGUGCUUUUUUUAUCUUCUGAAAUUUAUCCAGUGCGAGCAAGGUCGGUAGAACCGUAUUGUCCAUGGCCUUUAAAUAGAUUGUUAUUCUCACUUUGUUCUGUUAUGUUUCUUCACCUUUAUGUCGUUAUAUGUGACAUGAAAAGCAUUCACGUUGACCCUAUUCUGAUGGACUUGUGGACCAGCACCCAUCUUUGUGUGUGUCAGUCGUUUCAGCUUGGUUCAUUAAGCUUUUCUGUAUGGGGAUUCAUUCUUAUUCGGAGCUGGAGCAUCAGAAUAUAUGUGCUCCUUCUAAAACUUCCACUUGAAGAUAAAUGGAAAGCAGUAAUUUGGACACUUACUCUCGUGCGGUUUUUACAGGUACUUAUUAGAAAUUAAUUUUCGGUUUUAGGUGACUGAAUGAUGCAGUUUAGGUUGAUUUUACUUGAGCAAAAGAAAAUUCAGAAUAACAUCAUAACAAAGGUAUAUAUGAUUAUUACGUUUAAAAUUCUCAGUGCUUCUUUUCGCUGUCUAUAAUCCGGAUGCAAAUUUUCUAUCUUGAAAAUGGAUUUGGCUGCUUUAUAUAUGAAAGGAAUCUGCUAGGUUGAUUUGAGGUGAUGUAUACAACUGGCAAUAUGGUAUACUGCCAGUUCCCUUGCUUAGAUAGCUUCUCAAUAAUGGACCAUUAGUACCUAGUAAUCAUUUAGUGUUUCCUUGUGAAAAUCUUGGUUUUUAUUUUAGGAAGAACAAGGUGGAUGCUUCCUGAUCAUUCAUCCUGCAGAACAUGGAUUGUCAGGAGAGUUAUACAAUGACAUGUAGCUUGCAUCUUUUGCUGUUUUUAAUAAUAGCUUCAUAUACAUAGACUUUAACAUUGAGAUUAGAACAAUAUAAUUUUUACUUGUACUUUUAGCAUUCUUUGGUGCAGGUUCAGCCUUCUCCAACUACUGGAACCUUCAAUAUGUCCUCUGCCAUGGAUAAAACUAUUUGUUCAGACACCUUAUCUUCUCAAAGGCAUGCUUCUGAUGUCAGUGCAUAUGAUGGAAGGAAUCCUGAAGAUUUUCAGUUCAAACCUCAAGUUGGAGCAUCUUAUAGUCUAGGCCUAUCUUCAUUAAGACCUAUCAUAAUUUCCAAUCUAGUUUUGAGUAUAUUGAUGAUUCAUGAUGGUGCUGUUUAUUCUUUCGUCACUAUUCUCACUGUAUCCAUAUGUAAAUAACUUCCUGUGAAAUGUGAGUUGCAGUCUGAGAUAGGUAACAAUAUGACCAUGUUUUCUGGAGGCCACUCAGAGCAGGUAAUUGCAAAAUAAAAUCAAAUUUUAGCUUGACUGAAAUAAAAUAUCCUCACAGCUUAAAUAAAUAGAAAUACAGAUAUGUAAAAAGAGUAGGCAAAUUGUUGGAAUAAAAUAGAAGAGAUUAAGAUACAAUUUGCUUUCCAACUAGAGAAUGCUUCAAUUUGGUCUUUUGUUGCAUCAACAAACACUCACCAUUAAAUAGCUCCUCCUAGUAUGAUCUGCUUAAUGGGGUGAUGCUGUUUUGUAGAAUCAAGUUGAUUCAGUCAGGGUCAGCAAAUACCAAUGUGUUUACGGAAAAGUUGAAAAUUGUAACUCUAAUCAAACCAUUACUUUUACAUCUACCAAUAUAGCCUGAGAAUAAAUGAAUAAAACGGGAGUUUGGUAGUUGAAUUAUGCAAAUACUAGACUAAUGAGAAAAUUAUUUGAACAGAAUUCUAAUUUUAAUAUCUUCUUUUUGACUUUUCCAAGCAAAUAAUGUGGCUUUGUCCAAGUACCAAAAAUAAUCAGGUUGGCUUAUGGUCUAUCAGGGAUUCAGAUCCAUAUUUUUCGUUCUACAUUUUUGUUAAGAAGGUUCCUGGGUAUGCUUAAUUGACCUCUUCAUGGAAACUGUUCCUUAGCCAUCUUUUAUGGAAUCAUUUAUGGUUUUGAGGGUUUAAUUGAAGAACUGUGAUCUGUAACUCUGACCUGUGAAUUUCCUACGUUGUAAUAUGCUGGUAAUCGGUAUGGAUUUUGCAUUUUCCAGAUACCUUAUUUUCUCAUUGAAAGGACUAGCUUUAAUCAAUGCAUAUGAACCUGUCUACAUUUUACUAUGAUUAUUAGUCGCAUUGCCUGUAGUAUAUUAAACAGUUUAUUGCAGGUUUCUGCAGGCUUGAUAAAAGAAGAGCAUGAGCAUUCUAUGCAGAGUCAAAAUCAAUCUCAAGCUGAAGCAGCUUCUGGUGAAUUACAGCCGACAAAAUGUUCAGUGCAAAACACACGGAUGUUUCAGUCUGAUCCAAGUGAACCUAUAUCAUCCAAGUAUACUUGAAAAAUCUGCAGAAGAUGGUUAUAACUGGAGAAAGUAUGGGCACAAGCAUGCCAAAGGUAGUGAAUAUCCUCGGAGCUAUUACAAAUGCACACAUCCUACUUGUGAAAUGAAGGAACAAAUGGAACGUUCUCAUGAUGGACUGGUCACUGGAAUCAUCUAUAAAGGUCAUCAUGAUCAUCCUAAGCCCCAAUCUAGUCGUCGUUUAGCAGCUGGUACAAUGCUCUCCUGCCAUGAAGAGGAAAAAACCGAUAAAUUGUCUUCUUUAAUGAGUGUUGAAGAUGAGUCAACAAAUGCACCUGACCACACGUAUCAUCAGAUUGAUCCAAACAGUAUUACUGAGUCUCCUUCAACUGGUGGAGGGCAAUCCAAUGAUUGUGAUGAGGUCGCUGUAGAUGGUAAUUUGGAGUCCAAAUGCAGGAGCCUCGUGUUGUUGUGCAAACACUGAGUCAAGUUGAUAUCUUGGAUGAUGGGUAUCGUUGGCGGAAGUAUGGGCAGAAAAUAGUUAAAGGGGAUCCUAAUCCAAGGAGUUACUAUAAGCGCACCAAUGCCAG